Rhododendron vialii is the source of this 527-nucleotide messenger RNA. Its product is annotated as defensin-like protein 182. The transcript has 2 exons. Bases 61 to 444 code for a protein of 127 amino acids. The record is from RefSeq and is a predicted model, not a curated record. NCBI's taxonomy places the organism in Eukaryota, Viridiplantae, Streptophyta, Magnoliopsida, Ericales, Ericaceae.
AAAUUGCAGAGCACAAAAUUAAACUAAAAUUAGAUUAAUAUUCUUUCUGGGUUUUUGGUGAUGGGUAAGCUCUCCCCAACCAUAUGCUUUCUCCUAGUGGUUCUCUUCUAUGCCUCAGAUAUAGUCAACAUCAAAUUGGUGGCCGGGCAAACAUGCAAGGAGGUUAUAGGACUAUGUCGCGACUGCGACUCUAGGUGUAAAUCAAGGCAUCCUCCCCGCACAACCACAUCGGAAUGUGAUUUUAACACCGGCCCCAGCGGUAUUCCAACAUGCGUAUGUUCUUACAAGUGCGAGAACCAAUGCAACGGGAGCGGCGGCCUAUGCAGCAUUCGAUGUGGUCCUGAGUGUUGCAAUGCAAAUUGUGCUGCGAAAUUCAACAGUGGCAGAGGAUACUGUGAUAAUAGUGCUGGUGUUAAUAUCUGUCAAUGCCAGUAUGCUUGCUAGCUAGUAGAGAAAUACAAUGAUCGAUAGAGCAUGUUUGGUUUGGAUGCUUCGUUUUCACAUUUUUCCAUCUGUGGUUUUUAACU